This is a messenger RNA of Peniophora sp. CBMAI 1063, 702 nucleotides long. Lineage: Eukaryota; Fungi; Basidiomycota; Agaricomycetes; Russulales; Peniophoraceae. The record is from the annotation of a GenBank genome assembly.
AUGAGCUUUGCCGCCGAUUUCACUAUACCUGAGGAGCUCAUUGCGUUGCGUCACGCGCUCUACGAGAAGUGGGGAGGAUUCGACACUCUGAUCGUCUGCGCGGGAGUGUCCGCCACUCGCGCGCUACUUGACAUUGCUGGCGAUGUGGAUGAAGCGGAAGGACCGGGCGUUGAGGGUGUGAAGAGGUGUGCCCGAGCGGCGACAAAUGCCAUGAGCGGCAACUAUCUGGGGCCUCUCAACACGGCCGUGACGAUGAUACCCCUCAUGGAGAAGACGAGUGAUGCACCCGCAAUCCUGCUGAUCUCAUCGUUGGGCGCGGCGGUUCCCGCACCUACCCGCUCUAUCUAUGGUUCCACGAAAGCUGGCGCGCUUGCCUUGUACCAAGCUCUGGCUAUUGAGCAUCCCAAGAUCGCCUUCUCAUACAUUCUGCCUUCGACUGUACAGGGCCUAUUCCGCGCUUCUGCUGUUGAUGCCGACCCUCUAGCCGCCGGACAGGAAAGCGCAGCGCCAGAGUACAACACAAUUGGCCUACCGCCAGAUGCGGUGGCGAAACGUUGUAUAGCAGCCAUUGACAAGGGGGAGAAGGUGGUUUUCUUCCCGCCUUUUUAUGCUUAUGCUCAGCUACUGUAUUGGUUAUGGCCUUCUUACAUCGAGAAGAAGGCUGCCAAGAAGUACAGCUUCGAAGUAGAAUCACGGCCGUAA